AUGUCGCACACCCACGACAUGAGGGAGGUAAUAGUGUUUACCGAUGGCUGGUAUGCACUACAGCGGUUAGCUGGCACACUUUCCAACAAGGUGGGGGGAGCUCAUGCCUCCCUGGUGAAGACGAUUUGUGACCUGUCUCAGCUCAUUGUCCAAAGGGACCUCCACCUGGAGCUGCAUUUGAGUCCAGGUUAUGGGGGUAUCCCGGCCAACGAGACUGCCUAUGACAUGUCAAAACGGGCCGAGGCAGAACUUGGUCUCGACGAAUCCACUACCGUCCUGAAGAAAGCAUCUUCCAACCUCAAUGAGUCUCCAGCAAGCCCGAACGAACCAACCCCCGGUCCAAGCGACCCUCCCACCGGUCCGAAUACAGCAAUCUCGGUUGUGACGGAAUCAGUCGCGAACAUGAAAAGAACCAUCGCCCACCUGACCGAGUCAGUCACGGACCUGGGUAACUCCAUCUCCAGCUUGAAGGAAUCAAUCCUUACCAAAUCGCCUACUGGAUCGAACCAGUCUGUCACUAGACUGGGGAAAUUGUCCGGCCCAAGCGAAGGGCCCACUCGUUCAAGAAACACGUCUCCUGAACCGGGCAGCCGGAAAAGGAAGCAGCCCUCCACAGAUUCUCUAGUCGAGUCUCCCAGACUAUCAAAGGCGACCAGAAAGGAAGUUAAACGUUUCUCCUGGGAGCUUGGUCAGGAGGUUUCUGGAUUCGUCUCUUUUCUGGAAGGCUAUGUGGCCAUCGGCAUUGCCAAAAAUAUUCUGCGGCUUCCCAUUCCAGACAACAGCUUUAUAUCCCCCGAGUGGGAAGGAAAGGGGAUACCAUACCGCUCCGGGAUUGAUAGCACCGCGGUCCUUGACUUAUUCGGAAUCGCACGCACCCUAGAAUUGGCUAUCAAGGAUAUCGACAAGCCCCACACAAUGGUCAAUCAAAGCCUUCCCCAGGACAAGGAAUUCUUCCAGGAUCACUUGCUACAGACCAGAUCACAUCUGCAUACCAAGAGUAAGGAACUAUUCAUCUUCACUGAUGAUAUCUUCGCCUUCAAGCGUAUUAGUGGGGAUUUGCCUUAUUCCCCCUAA
Penicillium mononematosum is the source of this 1074-nucleotide messenger RNA. RefSeq lists its product as uncharacterized. The coding region runs from base 1 to 1074 and encodes 357 amino acids. Lineage: Eukaryota; Fungi; Ascomycota; Eurotiomycetes; Eurotiales; Aspergillaceae. The transcript is spliced from 3 exons. The record is from RefSeq and is a predicted model, not a curated record.